Messenger RNA from Actinia tenebrosa (Australian red waratah sea anemone), 2667 nucleotides. Its product is annotated as sodium- and chloride-dependent GABA transporter 1. Lineage: Eukaryota; Metazoa; Cnidaria; Anthozoa; Actiniaria; Actiniidae. Gene Ontology annotation, biological process: amino acid transport; nitrogen compound transport; sodium ion transmembrane transport. The record is from RefSeq and is a predicted model, not a curated record. Gene Ontology annotation, cellular component: plasma membrane.
AUGAAGCAGGCGUAUAUUACGGAUUAUAACACGUAGAAAAUCAAAAUUUUAGCAGUUAUAUCAUAGCUGCAUUCUCUUAUUGGCAAGAAAAGACUCGCCUUCUCGCCUGUUGGAUCAUUUCACCAUGGCAGGCACCUCUAGAGACUCUUAUAUCUAUCCCCGAAAUGUCAACAGCAGGACAUAUUUAGCUGAAGCUAUCGAGAAGGACCCAAAUAAUGUAAAAGCAGAAGUAAAGCUAGAAGAAAGAGAAAACUGGUCGAAUAAGAUGGACUUUAUUCUUUCCUGUGUCGGGUAUGCCGUUGGAUUAGGGAACGUAUGGAGGUUCCCAUACCUCUGUUACAAGAACGGUGGAGCCUCAUUUCUAAUACCAUACGCCAUAUGUCUGUUCUUCUGCGGUAUUCCAAUCUUYUUCCUCGAGGUCGCCCUAGGACAGUACACAGCUCAAGGUGUCGUUAAAGCUUGGACCGUAGUAUCUCCACUGAUGGGAGGUAUUGGUUUUGCCAUGACGAUUAUUACCUUCCUGUGCAGUGUGUAUUACAACGUAAUUAUGGCCUGGUCAUUUUACUACAUGUUUGAUUCAUUCAGAGCGACCGUGCCCUGGAAGGAUUGUAGUAACGCCUGGAAUACUGAAUUCUGUAGUAUUACUCGUAAACUCAACUGCACCGCCAACUGUUCAGCACCCCUCAAGCUGGUUUCACCAGAAGAAGAGUUUUUCGAGCGCAAAGUGCUACAAUUAACAGAAGGCAUCCACAAACCAGGCGAAGUUCGUUUUGAGCUGGCGAUGUGCUUGCUACUUUCUUGGAUUGUCGUGUACUUCUGUGUUUGGAAGGGAAUCAAAUCGGCCGGAAAGGUCGUUUAUUUUACGGCAAUCUUUCCAUACGUCGUUUUAAUCAUCCUCUUCUUUCGUGGAGUCACCCUGGAAGGGGCUGGCAAAGGAGUAUUAUUUUACCUCAAGCCUGACUUCAGUCUCCUCACAUCACCUGGUGUGUGGGUAGAUGCUGCAGGUCAGAUAUUCUUCUCUCUUAGUGUUGGUUUUGGGGGUCUCAUCACCUAUGGCAGCUACAACAAGUUCCACAACAACUGUCAAAGAGACACUCUUAUCGUUUCCCUCAUCAACUGUGCUACCAGCGUCUUUAGUGGAUUUGUUAUCUUCUCUAUGAUGGGUUUCAUGGCGCAUGAAUUGGGACUGGAGGUCAAAGAUGUCGUCAAAUCUGGCCCAGGGCUUGCUUUCAUCGCGUAUCCCGAGGGAAUCAAAAAGAUGCCAGGUUCCCCAUUCUGGGCCUUCAUAUUUUUCUUUAUGCUGUUCAACCUCGGUCUUGACAGUCAGUUUGUGGGUGUCGAGACAGUCACUACUGUACUCGCUGACUCGUACAAGGGUUGUAGACGAUACAAGUCUCAUAUCACGCUGAUAUUCUGUCUUGUCUGCUACGUGAUUGGCCUAUCAAACAUCACUCAGGGUGGAAUGUACGUUUUCCAGAUGUUUGACUAUCAGGCAGGAGGGAUAUCUCUCGUCUUAGUGGCUCUCUUGGAGGUCAUUGGCAUUGGAUGGUGUUACGGUGUUGAUAAUUUUAGUAGAGACAUCGAAUCAAUGAUCGGCUCAAAACCCAACAUAUUUUACUUGGUCUGUUGGAAAUACAUUUCUCCCUUCAUCAUAUUGAUCAUCUUUAUUUGGAACUGUGUUAGUUGGGAAGGAAUCAGUUAUGGCGACCAUCAGUUUCCUCCGUGGGCCGAGUUCAUGGGUUGGAUGUUGUGUGUCGCGUCUUUGGUUUUUGUACCUGGUUUUGCUAUCUAUAAGAUGUAUCACUAUAAAGGAUCUUUCUCUCAGCGCUUCAAACAGUUAUUGACACCUGACAACGACUAUCUGAGGGCAAUACACAAGAAAUAUGGCAUUUCUGAUAUUACAAAACUGUCUAACUAGCUGACACCCUCAAGAAGGAAGUGGUAAAAUACAAGAAUUCCUGUCCAGUUGUAUUUAUACAGAACCAACAGUCUUUUUAGUCAAUAACUUAAGUAAUUUUAAAUAUUUAUUAACACAUUUCCUGGCACAGAAUGUUCAGGAUAACAGUGAUAAUAAUAAGUAGUAUUUUCUUUCAUUUCACUAUCAUAUAAUAACUCUAGAUUAUAGUAUUUGUUUGUGGUUUGGCUUCUCUUGGAAGGUUUCUCUUAGCCUUAUAACAACAUCAUGUAAAUGUCUCUACUCCUUAUAUAAGUGACUCUCACCAUAUAAAAAUGAAAUUAAGAGAUAAAUAUAACAGUAAAGGAUACAUUUGAUAAACAAAUAGAAAUCUUUCUUAUAUUCAAUAUAUUUUCACUUAUUCCACAUGAACUGGGUACAGCCUAAGUAGUGUUACCAUCCUUACCUUCCCUCCCUACUCCACUCUACGGAUGUCAUGACCUGCGUAUCAGUCCUAUCGCACCUUCCAGGUCAAGUAAGACUGAUUACUUUUUUUCCUUGUUGACUUCUAUGUUGGCAGAAUAGAUUUGUCAUCCAACAUGGCAGUUAUAUCAUUUUUUUCUUAGAAAUGAUAGUAACAGUUGAGCUAAAUUCCACACUUUUUGCAUUGUUGUAUGUUCCUGACUCCCAUGUUGGAGGAAUAAUCUUGUGUCAUCCAACAUGUCAGCCAUGUCUCAGAAAUGAUAACCUAUUAAUAAAUGAAAUACAUUGAA